Hirundo rustica (Barn swallow) is the source of this 2554-nucleotide messenger RNA. RefSeq names its product testis-specific Y-encoded-like protein 4. Gene Ontology annotation, cellular component: nucleus; chromatin. The record is from RefSeq and is a predicted model, not a curated record. Gene Ontology annotation, biological process: nucleosome assembly. Gene Ontology annotation, molecular function: chromatin binding; histone binding. Lineage: Eukaryota; Metazoa; Chordata; Aves; Passeriformes; Hirundinidae. The transcript has 7 exons. Bases 1 to 2178 code for a protein of 725 amino acids.
AUGAGCGGGGCCGGGGCCGGGGCGGACCGACCGUCCCCGGCCAAGCUCCGCCGCCUGGACGAGCCCACGGGGACGGGCCCUGCCGCCGCCGUCACCCGCGGGGAGACGGCCCGUUCUCCCACCCCCGCCGGAGGUCGUGGUGAGGGCCGCAGCGCGCGCGCGCGGGGCGGCGGGUCCGGGCAUGCGCGGGGCGGCGGCGGCGGGGACGCGCGCGCGCCCCCAGGCGGCGGCUCGGAGAUCGCGGCUUUGGCCGGGGAGGGGCUGGAGACCCCCAGUGAGGGGCUGGAGACCCCAAAUGAGGGAUUGGAGACCCCCAGUGAGGGAUUGGAGACCCCAAAUGAGGGAUUGGAGACCCCCAGUGAGGGGCUGGAGACCCCCAGUGAGGGAUUGGAAACCCCCAGUGAGGGGCUGGAGACCCCCAGUGAGGGAUUGGAAACCCCCAAUGAAGGGCUGGAGACCCACAGUGAGGGGCUGGAGACCCCCGGGGUGGCCACGGAUGGGCCAAAGACCACCGGAGAGGCCGUAGCCAGCCUGCAGACCACCAUCACCCGCUGCUUGGAUCAAGAAAAAGAGGGCCUGGAGACCACCAGAGAGGUCACAGAGGGCGUGGAGACCAACAACGGGCCCGAGGGGAUCUUAGAGACCAUCGACAGAUGCAAAGGCAGCCUGGAGACCACAAGUACCGACUGCUUGGAGCAGGAGAAAAGGGCUUUGGAGACCACCAGAGAGGUCACAGAAGGGCUGGAGACCACCAGCGAGGCCACGGGGGACCUGGGAACUGCUGUCACACACUCCCCUGAGCAGAACAAAGGUGUCCUGGAGACUCCCGUGGAAUCCAAGGGAAGCCCGGAGACCACCAGAGAGUCCACGGGUGGUCUGGAGACCGGCAGGGAGAUCACAGGCACCGCCAACGGGCGCAGAGGGAGCCUGGAGACAGCCGUCACCCGCUGCUUGGAGCACGGGAGAAGGAGCAAAGGGGGCCUGGAGACAACCACCAAGGUCCUGGGGAGCGGGGAGAGCGACGCUUCUCCUGGUGGGGAGCUGAAAAGCGCCAGCAGGCGCAAGGCAAAGACCCCUGCGAGGCCCAGGGGCAGCGUAGAGACUGCCAGCACCCAGCGCUUGGAGUGGGAGAGGAGCGGGAAGGGGGGCCCGGAGGUCCUGGAGGCCACCAGGGAGGACACAGGCAGCCUGGAGACCACCGUGAGGUGGGACAGAGAGCAGAAAGGGGGAGUGGAGACCGCCGAGGAGGGCCUGGAGCCCAGCCCCACAGCCUGUGUGGGGCACAGCCGGGGCGGCCCCGGGCUCCCAGAUCUCGCGGGGCUCCCAGAACCCGCGGGCGUCCCAAUCCCCAAGGAGCACGUGGCCGAGGAGAGCGCGGUGAUCUCCCUGGACGAGGACGAGGAGGAGGAGGAGGAGGAGGAGCGGGACGAAGGCCCGGCGCGGUACCUGGCGGCGUUGGAGGCCGUGCAGCUGGAGCUGGAGGCCGUGGAGGAGGAGGCGGCUCGAGCCUUCCGCCGCCUCCGCGCCCGCUUCUGCCUCCGCCGCCGGCCCCACCUGCAGCGCCGCAACCGCCUCAUCCAGCACAUCCCCGGCUUCUGGGUCACUGCCUUCCUGAACCACCCGCAGCUCUCGGCCAUGAUCAGUGACCGCGACGAGGACGCGCUGAGCUACAUGACGAGUUUGCAGGUGGAGGAGUUCGGCCAGAGCCGCCCCGGGUGCCGCAUCCGCUUCUUCUUCAGCGUCAACCCCUAUUUCCAGAACGACGUCGUGGCCAAGGAGUUCGUGCGCGGCCCCUCCGGUCACCUGGUGUCCCACUCGACCCCCAUCCGGUGGUGGCAGGGGCAGGACCCCCGGUCCCGUCCCCACAAGGGCCCCCCGGCCCCCCGCAGCUUCUUCGCGUGGUUUGGGGACCACAGCUUCCCCGCGGGGGACCGCGUGGCCGAGAUCAUCAAGGAGGAGCUUUGGCCCAACCCGCUCCAGUUCUACCUGCUGGGGGAGGGCGCCGAGGGACCCCCAGACAGUGAGAGCGGCGAGGACUGCGUGGUGAUCCUGGACGACGACGAGGACGUGCAGGAGAUCCCCGAUGACGGCGAUGGCAGUGGCGUGGAAGAGAUCCCGACCGAGGAGCCCCCCAACCCCGCCGUGGGACAGAAAGACCCCAACAGGGGCAGAAUCUAAUUAGAGGGGGGGGGAUUUGGGGGUGCUGCACAUCUCCACCCCCUGCCCCCCCCCCAGGAAUUGCGGGUAACGAGGGGCUGGGGGCCCCCCCAACACAGCUCAGGGUGUUUGAAGGCCUUUCACCCCCCCACUUUCCCCCCCCAAACCUUUCAUGACCCCUCUCUGGGGACCCCCAAUCUCCCCUACUCCAUCACCCAGUGGGUGUGGGGGUCCCCCUAAAUCCCCCUCCCCACACACACACACAUCCCACACCACACAAGGGGAGAAACAAAACCGUUUCCCGAUCGGUUUUUUUUGUACAUGUUGGGUUAAAAACUUAUAAAAUUUUCUUUUUAUAUCUAAAAAUAUAUUAUAAUAAAGAGAAAGUUUUAACAGA